AUGGCAGUUUGGGAAGCGGGCAGUGCUACUAAUUUGAAACUCAUGUGCUGCCCGUUGUGCAAACAUGAUCGUGAUUCUAGAGAUCAUCUUUUUUUCCAAUGUCCUUAUUCUUCCGAGGUAUGGGGAUUAGUAAGGAACAUGGUAGACAUGGGAAGUGCUACGGAUUCGUGGUCUUCGAUUAUGCUAUGGAUGGAACUCAAUGCAAACUCAAAGACUUUGGAUCAUAUUAUUUGUAAUAUUUUGAUUGCAGCUUCAAUGUAUUUUAUAUGGCAACAAAGAAACAACCGCUUGUUCUCUCAGGUUCAACGGAAUGCUUGUGCUCUCUCAAAGAUUAUCAUUGAUACGGUUCGGCUGAGAAAUAUGGGUUUCAAAAUUGGUGGAGAACCGAAGCAUAGGAAGACAUUGGAUACAUGGCUGAUCUCGAAGAAUAUGGACCUUGAUCCGGGCUAA
Helianthus annuus (common sunflower) is the source of this 450-nucleotide messenger RNA. RefSeq lists its product as uncharacterized. The record is from RefSeq and is a predicted model, not a curated record. Lineage: Eukaryota; Viridiplantae; Streptophyta; Magnoliopsida; Asterales; Asteraceae. The transcript has a single exon. The coding region runs from base 1 to 450 and encodes 149 amino acids.